AAUGGGUUGUCAGAAGUCUUGCAGGGUGGAGAAGCUCCUGAAUCAGUGUCAGAGUGAGGGUGUUGUGAGCCUGAGACAAAGGUUACCUCCAGCAAAGAGGAGCAGUCGGAUGAAAAGCACAGACAAGGUCCAGCUAAGAAAUGAGGUGGUGCCACUGCAGCUCCCUAGUGUACAGCGUUUGGACAACCUUUGUCUUCUAGAGAAUAGCAGCGCAGCCCUGAGCCUCAACGCUGAGACCCUGAGAAGCCAGAGGCUAAAACAGAGGUUACUGGAGACCGAGAUCAGCGCCAAAAGGAAGGAGUGCGAAGCGCUCGAGGCAGAAGUGAAGAAAAAAAAUCAAACAUGUCAGACUUUGGAGAAUGAGAUUCAAGACUUUUUCCAGGAGAAUACACACUUAAGCCUCCAGUUUUUCAACGGCAGUCACAAAUCAUCUGAAUAUGAGAGGGUGAAGUCUGAGUAUGCCCAACUCAAAGAUACGCUUGGUGCUGUGACGCAGGAGAGAGAUUUAGCCCUGUGGGAGAGAAACCAGCUCCAAGGCAAACUGGAGAACCUAGAGCAGGUGCUCAAGCAUAUGCGUGAGGCUGCGGAGCGGAGGCAGCAGCUCGAGUUGGAGCAUGAGCAGGCCUUGGCUGUACUCAAUGCAAAGCAGCAGGAGAUUGACCUGCUUCAGAAGGCUCAGGUUGAGGCUAAAAAAGAACAUGAGGGGGCUGUCCAUCUUUUAGAGAACCACUUGGACAGCAUGCAGGCCAAAGUGCGCGAGCUGGAGGAGAAAUGCCGGAAUCAAAGCGAGCAGUUCAAUCUGCUGUCCAAAGAGCUGGAGAAGUUUCGUCUGCAGGCGGGUUUUGACAUCCUCAGCACUGAACCUUUGACAGUGUGUGAAUCUCCUGGUUCUCCCAACAAGUCACUGUCGCAGCUUCUCAAUGGAUUGGCAGCCCCCAUAGGCAAAGGCAGUGAGACUCCAGCAAGCAGAUCUUUGAUAUCAGAGUUGAUUCGUCCACUCCAAAGCAGUGGGGACAAACCGGAGCUCCUGUCUGUCAAGCCAACAUUUCUAACUCGCAGUCGAGGCAGCAGCACAGCAAGGACGCUUCUCUCUGAGAUGGACAAAGACCUUGGCUCCACCACUAGGUCUAAACCAAGGUUUACAGGAAAGGUCCGUCUGUGUAUAGCUCGCUAUAGUUACAAUCCUUAUGACGGGCCAAAUGAGCAUCCGGAAGCAGAGCUUCCGCUGGUGGCAGGAAAGUACCUCUAUGUUUACGGAACAAUGGAUGAGGAUGGCUUUUAUGAAGGAGAGCUCCUAGAUGGACAACGGGGGCUUGUCCCGUCCAAUUUUGUGGAUUUUAUACAGGAGGACACAGCCUCCGUUCAACACAGGGACUCAGUAGCUAAAGAACCUGGCAACCUCAACCACAGUAGCCUGGGAACUCAAAGACUGGGGGUCAGCAGGGGAAUCGGGACAGGUUUAGGUAGCCUGCUGUCUGACAGUAAACAAAGCUGUCUAAACAGCAGCAGCAGCCUGGGUGUGGACCUCCUGGGUUCUUCAAGCAACGGGACAGGAACCUUAGAUGUCAAUAUUGACGAGGUCGGUGAAAACGUUGUGCCUUAUCCUCGCCGCAUCAACCUGAUUAAACAGCUUGCCAAGAGUAUCAUCAUUGGCUGGGACCCUCCUGUGGUUCCUCCUGGCUGGGGCUCCAUCAGUGGCUACAAUGUCCUGGUGGAUAAGGAAUUACGAAUGAGUGUCCCCUACGGGGGCAGGACUAAGUCCCUUAUUGAGAAACUUAAUCUAGCAACCAACACAUACCGGAUAUCCGUGCAGAGCGUCACCGAGCGAGGCUUGUCAGACGAGCUCCGGUGCACCGUGUUGGUGGGAAAAGAUGUGGUGGUGGCACCUUAUUACCUGCGGGUGGACAACAUCACGCAAAGCUCAGCUGAGCUCUCGUGGAUGCCCAGCAAUAGCAACUACAGUCACACCCUCUUUCUCAAUGGAGCAGAAUACGACAUGAUAAAGGCUGGGGGGUAUAAAUAUCAAUUCUUCAACCUGAAGCCCAUGACGGUUUACAAAGUCAAGGUUGUGGCACAAACGCACCAGGUGCCUUGGCAGCUUCCAAAUGAGCAGAGGGACAAGAGGGAAAUCUCUGUGGAGUUCUGCACUCAACCCGCAGGUCCCCCACUCCCACCACAGGAGGUUCAGGUCCAGUGUGGUCAGACACCCGGGAUUCUGCAGGUUAGAUGGAAGCCCCCACCGCUGACUACAGCUGGUACUUCCAACGGUGCCAGUGUAAUUGGCUAUGCUGUAUGCACAAAGGGACAGAAGAUUGCAGAGGUCUUGUAUCCAACAGCAGAUUAUGUGACAGUGGAAUUAAACAGAAUCCAAUGCCUGGAGGCCAGGGAGGUCAUCGUAAGGACGUUAUCAACACAAGGAGAGUCCCAAGACUCACCCGUGGCCAUCAUCCCGCAUAAUCUAUUAGGCUCUCCUCGUCUCGCUCAUCGAACUACUGGGCUACCACACAGUUUGCCCCACCCGCCGUCCCAUCCGGCUCUCUCCCAAACUCGUCCUCCUUACCCGUCCACAUAUCCCCCAAUUCACCCCCAGCCACAAAUGCAACCUCUGCCCCGAGCCCAGCCCCAUACCUUGCCUUCCCAGUCCAUCUGUCACCCUCCACCCCACACCAACCCUCCAUUCCAACGCCAGCCCGUGCCCAAGUCAAAACCGCUCAUAAGUGCCAGAGAGCCAGAAACCAAAGAGCACGUGGCAAGCAUGCGGCCCGGCCCGCCCUGGGAACGCUCUCCAUCUCCGCUGCCUCCCAUGCGCGGACCCAACCUGGAGCCACCACCCUUCCAGACACGGCGAUCGCCCUCUCCUCAGAGGAUAUUGCCGCAGCCUCAGGGAGUCCCCAUCCCCAACACCAUCGCCAAGGCCAUGGCCAGGGAAGCCGCUCAGAGGGUGUUUGCUGAAGGCAACAGGGUGGAGAAGAGGAACAUCUUCAGUGAGCGUGGUAACGCCCUGCACCCACUUAACUCUGAUGAGGAGGAGGACGGUUAUGAUUCUCCUCAUGCAAGAAGAAGAGGUGCAUCGGUGGAUGAAUUUCUUCGAGGUUCCGAGCUGGGAAGACAGCACCAUUAUCAUCAUCCCCACCACUACAGCCACAGUGAGGAGUACUACACAGAGAGCAGCCGGGGAUCCGAUUUGUCCGACAUUAUGGAGGAGGACGAGGAAGAUCUCUAUUCUGAGAUGCAAUUAGAAGAGGGCCGCAGGAGAAGCAUCAACUCUCACAACUCUCUAAAGGCAUACUACAAACGUCAGGACCUCGCUGAGGAACGAGACUGCUGGGACCUCCAGAGGGAGGUGGUGAAGCAGAAGUCACUCCGAAGCAAGCGUCUGCACAGCAUCCCAGAGGUGGAGGAAGAGACCGACGGUGUGGACAACAUGGGCCAGCGCCUGCGUUUCGAGGAAGGCGGUCGGCCGGGAACGCCGCGCACUAGCAGGAGGAUGUAUGGCCACGAAGGUCACAGGCACCAUCGCUUCCGACAUUUGCAGCGCCAGCGGUCUUCGCCUCGAUUCGCUGAUAUCCGCUACUACUACAACGCGGACGACCGCAUCCCUGUUCGGCCCAACCGCCAGAACACCAAGAGUCCUGACAGUGGCCUGGACUGCGGAAGUGAGGAAGAGGGAUCCCUGGGUAGAGGUCAUCGAGGUUACUACACCCACGGAGCUCCCAUGCGCAUCAUCCAUUGUGAAGGUCCGGUAGAAAGACGAGCGCUGGCCAUGGGCCGGAAAAGAACUCUGACCCGGCAGUGCAGCGUGGACGGGGAUUUUGCUGACAUCACCACAGCCAAGUCGGUCCACACUGGUGACUUUAAAAACCGGGAACACUUUGGGCCACGGAACUAUUCCCGGGAUGGGGCCUUGAGUGAGGGCAGGCUGAACGAGAUGGACAGAGUCUAUUACAGUCCUCACAGGGAGGCUAAGGCACAGUCUUUGUCCAGGCUCCACUGGGACCAGUCGCUGCUCAUUGGAAACCCUCCAUCCCACGGAAAUGCUGACCGUCUGGACCAUUCGGGACGGCGGCCGGUUCACAUUGGCACUCCCCCCCAGCGAAGGCCCAUCCCAUCCAUUGAGAUCACCAUGGACAGUAACAGUGAGGGGAGUGAGGGGAACCUCUCACCUGUCAAGGAGGAUGUUUACUAUGGCAAUGUAGCUCGGCGAAGGAUAUGGCCAUCUAUGUCCUCAGAGGAUCAAUAUGACAGGUACGGCGGGCGCAGGCAUGGACGUGGACGGCGCUCGCUGGAUUACUUUGAGGAAUCAGAAGCCGACGAGCUAACCCGUGUCUUUGUGGCCCUCUUCGACUAUGACCCGCUGUCCAUGUCGCCCAAUCCUGACGCUGCUGACGAGGAACUUCCAUUCAAAGAAGGCCAGGUCAUCAAGGUGUUUGGAAACAAAGACACUGAUGGCUUCUACAGAGCAGAAAUCAGAGACCGAGUGGGUUUGAUUCCUUGUAACAUGGUCUCUGAAAUCCAAACAGAGGAUGGCAAUAUGAUGGGCCAACUUCUUAAACAGGGCUUUCUCCCACUCAACACUCCAGUAGAGAAGUUAGUAAACUGUGAUCGUUUCAAAGAUGGACGAGCAAUAAAUCGCAGGUCCAGAAAGUCCAAGCGAGAGAGGAACCGACGCAGUGGCCGCCAGCACGCCAUGUCAACACGCAGAAUGGUGGCCCUGUAUGACUACGACCCAAGAGAGAGUUCUCCAAACAUUGACAUUGAGUAUGAGGGCAACAGACUAGAUGACGAGGCUGAGUUGACUUUCUGUGCUGGGGAUGUCAUCACAGUUUUUGGGGAAAUAGAUGAAGAUGGAUUUUAUUAUGGUGAGCUCAACGGACACAACGGACUUGUUCCCUCCAACUUUCUCGAAGAAGUGCCUGAUGAUGUCGAGGUUUUUCUCACGGACUCCCCAUCUCGAUACCCACAGGACACUCCCACACGGAUAAAGACCAAAAGGGUUCCGUGGGACAAAUGUGGUCCGCCCAGAAGAGCAGGCUCCCCCAAAGUGCAUCCAUACAUUCUCAGUCCCAUCAGGGUUCCACUGGACAUGUACGCCUUCAAAAAGACAAAGGGACAACUCUCAGAAGGGAAGAAACUUUUGCUUGGCACUCCCAAUGGAACACUUGAUCCAUUUGACAGUGGUUGGGUGGCAUAUAGAAUAUAACAGCUUACUAUCCACAAUGGAUUUCCUAUCAAAUAAGCACACAUCCAAGCAAAGGGUUUCUGUAGCCACCUCCACCUUUCUUAGGUCAAACCUUCAUAUAUUUGCCUUAGAAUCAGGUUUUACUUAUUUUGAAGCCACUUACACGCAAACUUGUCAUUUUUGUCUGUAAAAAAACAUUUGGCAAUCCAUUGUAAAUUUCCUUAUCCUAUUAAAAUCAGAUUUUACAUAUGGCAUAUUUAAAUAACUUCCAGAGGGGAAAAUAGACUCAAGUAGGCCUAUGGGAAAGACUUGAAAGCUGAUUGACAUUCCCCUGACUAAAGACUACCUCUUUGCAGCUCUUCUCCCCAACUCAUCGGAAAAUGUUUGAUCACAAGACUUGAUAUGAUGGUGCAAGUUUCAAGUACUGUAAAUCUAUAUAUAGCCACACUCCUACUGUCUGUAGUGAAUGUAUGUUCCAUUAAAAGCCACUGUAUUUAACCACCCCCAACAAAGCAAUUACCAUGUUGGCAUUAAAGCCUUGUUCUACCUGAAGGCAUCAAAAGGGACACGCCCACUGACAAAUACCGUUAACUGCCAAACGCAAAAUCAAAUGUAUGCAAAACAUUCUGAAAAAUGACGUCAUAUCAACCUACAAGUAGUUUCCUUAGUGCACAUGGCUUCCAAUCAUUUUUGUGUGACUGUUGCUCUUUUGUAAUUGAUUUAUAAAUGUUUGUACUUGAUUUUCAAACUGCCUUUUUUUGUACAUUCACUUUAUAUUUAUGCAGUGCAAGCGUUUCCCAUGGUGUCUUGAAGACCUUUUAGUUUGCGAUGUGAGCUAGCUUUAUUAAAUUAAUAAUCAGCCUAUAUUGAUGGAUUCAAACUACUGUGUGGGUGCAUGUGCAAUAUUUUCUAAAUAAAUUUGAUAUUUUGUAACAUUUGCUUUUUUAUUGUGAACAACGAGCAUUUUUAGAUAACAAAACGAACUGGCUGACAACAAAAAACGCAGGUUAUUAACUAACAAAUUUAACUUGUUAACCAUUUGACAGCCAACAAACAUCCUUCUGCCCUACAAAUAGAAAAGAAGGUCAUCCAGAUCCAUGUGGGGCUCCUUAUGAAGGCUUUGACCCACAAGGAAGGCCAACUUGUGGGCAUACUGACAGGGAGCAGGGACUGCAAUGAUUCCCUAAAAUGAGAAAUUUGUAAAUUGCGACGUGCUUAAGAAAGCAAAUUGUAUAUUACACUUCAUUACUGAUGGAAAGUUUAGUCUCAGCUAGCACUCAUUCAGUACAAUUAAAUUUUAGGAAUUAUGGUAUUUUUUGGACUAUAAGUUGUACCUGAGUACAAGUCACCGGGCCAACAUUAUGUUUGUGAGAAAAAAAAAAAAAAAAAAAAAAAAGUAAUAUAUAGUCUAAAAUCUAAGAUACCUGAAAUUAACUAGUACCCUGUAAUCUGCUGCUUAUUUGUUGAAUGGUGCAUAACAUGAACAACUGCAUGCAAUACAAAAGUCAAAAGGUGACUUGCCUGCCAGUUGUAGUACAUGUGGCACAGCUUGUAGGUGAGCCGCUGCAUAUGGUCGGGCUUGAGUCCACUGGUGUCGUACACAACAUUGUAGUGCGUAGGAGAGACACUUCCUAAAUUGGUUGCCUGGCUCACAAUGUAGAAGUCAUACCUGACAAAUUAAAGAUCAAAAUCAUUAAUCUAUUUUAGUUAAAAACUUC
Corythoichthys intestinalis (scribbled pipefish) is the source of this 6897-nucleotide messenger RNA. It is a transcript of the gene rimbp2b, whose product is annotated as RIMS binding protein 2b. The record is from RefSeq and is a predicted model, not a curated record. Gene Ontology annotation, biological process: neuromuscular synaptic transmission. NCBI's taxonomy places the organism in Eukaryota, Metazoa, Chordata, Actinopteri, Syngnathiformes, Syngnathidae. Gene Ontology annotation, molecular function: protein binding.